AUGGAAAAUCGGCUUGAUAUAAUCCUAUUUGGGGCAACAGGAUUCACUGGGAUCCAUUGCAUUCCAUACAUUGUCAAACAUGCCAAGGAGAAUGGUAGAAAUAUGAGCUGGGGCGUAGCUGGGAGAAGCCAGAAAAAACUAAAAGCUGCUUUGAAGGAAAUGGGUGAAAAACUAGAAGCUAAUUUUGAUGAAAUCCCCAUCAUAAUUGCUGAUGUAAACGACUACGAUUCUCUGGUAAACAUGGGCAAAAGAACCAAAUUGGUCAUAAAUUGCUGUGGACCUUAUCGCUUCUAUGGAGAUGUGGUUGUUAAGGCUUGCAUUGAAGCUGGUGCUCAUCAUGUUGAUGUUAGUGGAGAACCAGAGUAUAUGGAAAGAGUUCAGGUGGAGCAACAUGAUGCUGCUCUAGAAAAAGGAGUCUAUGCCAUUAGCGCUUGUGGACUUGACAGUAUCCCCCUAGAUUUAGGUGUGGUAUUUUUACAAGAAAACUUUGAAGGUACUUUGAACAGUGUUGAAAGCUAUCUAAAAACUUGGAGCGAAAGUGAAUCUUCAGGGCCAUCAGUAAAUUAUGGUACUUGGGAAAGUGCUGUACACAGUGUGGCUAAUUCAAGCGAGCUGCGCAACAUAAGGAAACUUUACAAUGAAAAAUUUAAAAGAACUCCAACUUAUUCACCAAAACUACCUAAGCUCAUUGCCCCACAUCAACCGAAAGUUGGUAAUGGUUGGGCAUUACCAUUUUUAGGGGCUGAUAGAUCAGUUGCUCGUAGAACCCAAGGAUUUUUAUACAACAAUGACAAUGUUCGUCCUGUGCAAGUUGAAACUUACUUUGUUUUACCUUCAAUACUGCAUGUUCUUGGAAUAAUGAUAUUUGGCCUAAUUUUCAAGUUGUUUACUUCAUUUAAUUAUGGUAGAAAGCUGUUGCUUGACUAUCCUGAAUUUUUUACUGCUGGAUUUUUCAGUAAGCAAUCUCCUUCAGAAGAAAAAGUGCAAAGCACUUGGUUUUCUAUUGAUUUUUACGGUGAAGGUUGGAAGGAAAAAUUGACAGACAAAGAUGACCAAUAUUCGAAACCAGUCGAUCGAUGCAUAAAAGCACAAGUUAAGGGCAGGAAUCCCGGAUAUGGCUCUACUUGUUUAUCUUUGGUUUUGGCUGGAAUUGUACUGUUAACUGAAACUGAUAAGAUGGCUAAUAAGGGAAAAGGAGGCAUAUAUCCUCCUGGUGCUGCAUUUGCUAAAACAUCUUUGGUAAAGCAACUGAAUGAAAACGAGCUCACUUUCAAAGUAUUGUCCCAGGAGGACAUCAAAAAUUAA
Messenger RNA from Ceutorhynchus assimilis (cabbage seed weevil), 1305 nucleotides. NCBI's taxonomy places the organism in Eukaryota, Metazoa, Arthropoda, Insecta, Coleoptera, Curculionidae. The record is from the annotation of a GenBank genome assembly.